GUGCUGCACAUUUGUUGUCUUGCGAGCUUUCUUUGUGCAGCAGCUCUGCUUGCAUGGACAUGUACGUGUGGUUGACUUUACUUGUGGCUGGGCUGUGUGUGCUGCCCUCCGUGCUCAGGACACUGUGUCCAUACUUGAUCCAGGACUGCGCAUACAUCUUGCAUGCUGCGCGCUUUGGACUGCGCCUGGAGCUCUACAAGAGGAGAGCUCGCUUUUACAGCAUUCUCGACGGCUUUCUGGAUGGAGUGAGGAAACAUCCACACAAACCCUUCAUCCACUUCAUGGGAGAGACGCAUUCGUAUGCGGACGUGGACAAGGAGAGUAAUAAAGUGGCUCGUGCUUUGCAGAAGGUGGCUGGACUGAAGGAGGGUGACAUUGUGGCCUUGUUCUUAGGCAAUGAGCCUUGUUUUAUCUGGGUCUGGCUCGGUCUGGUUAAACUCGGCUGUGCUACUGCUUUACUCAACUUUAACAUCAGAUCCAAAUCCCUUCUGCACUGCUUCUCCUGCUGUGGUGCAAACGUGCUUAUAGUAGACCAAGAGCUCUGUGGUGCCGUUGGAGAAAUUUUGCCUGCUUUGAAAGAGAAACGCAUCAGCGUGUAUGUGCUCUCUGAUGCAUGCAGCACAGAUGGCAUUAAGGGCAUCUCUCAGGCCAUCACACAGGCACCUGAUGAAGCGCUGUCUCCAUCACUUAGGGCUAAUGUUAAAUUCAACAGCACAGCGCUGUACAUCUACACAUCUGGAACCACCGGUCUGCCGAAAGCAGCCACAGUGACUCACGAGAGAGUUUGGGCUGCUUCAUUCAUCCAGGGUGUUUCUGGAGUCACCUCUGAAGACGUGUUUUACCUCAACCUGCCUCUGUACCACAGCGCUGGCUUCCUCAUAGGAUUCACAGGCUGUAUUGAGAGAGGGAAUUCUUUAGUUCUGCGGAGGAAAUUUUCUGCCUCUCAGUUCUGGGACGACUGCAGGAAGUAUAAUGUUACAGUGAUGCAGUACAUUGGAGAAACAAUGCGUUACCUCUGCAAUACACCAAAGAGAGACAAUGACCGAGACCACAAAGUGAAGAUUGCUAUAGGUAACGGUGUACGAGCAGACGUAUGGAACGAAUUUUUGAAUCGCUUCGGGAAUAUUUACGUCAGGGAACUCUAUGCUGCCACAGAAGGAAACAUCGGGUUUAUUAACUACACCACAAAGGUUGGAGUGGUAGGCCGUGUUAACUUCCUCCACAAGAAAUUCUUCCCCUACGCCCUGAUCAAGUUCGACAUUGAGAAAGAGGAACCUGUGAGGAACGCAGACGGAUUCUGUGUACCAGCAGCUCCGGGGGAACCUGGACUGCUGAUUGGGAAGAUCACCGUUAAGUCUCCAUUUGUUGGUUACGCUGGAAACAAGCAGCAGACGGAAAAGAAAAGACUCCGAGAUGUAUUUGUUAAAGGCGAUCUCUAUUUCAACAGCGGCGACUUGCUGAAAAUCGACCAUGAAAAAUUUGUCUACUUUCAGGAUCGGGUUGGAGACACGUUCAGAUGGAAAGGUGAAAACGUAGCCACAACUGAAGUAUCGGAUAUUCUCAUUAUGGUGGACUGCAUUGAGGAAGCAAACGUCUAUGGUGUCACAGUCCAAGGGCAUGAGGGGAGGAUUGGAAUGGCGGCUGUUGUGUUAAAAGAAGGGAAGGAGUUUGAUGGCACCGACACAUGUAGAGUCGUAGCCAACUACCUACCCGUUUAUGCCAGACCCCGUUUCAUUCGCAUUCAGAGUUCUUUGGAACUCACAGGAACUUUCAAGAUGAAAAAGGUGAAGCUGGUGGAGGAGGGCUUUGAUCCAGCGCUCAUUCGUGACCCACUCUACUUCCUUGAUCUAGUUGAAAAGAAAUACAUUGCCCUCACUCAGGAAAUUUAUAAUUCAGUGAUUUCAGGAGACACUAAACUAUAAGUCUGGAAAUGUAAAAAAAAAUAGGAGUAUACUUUUCAAAUGAACGGUGGUUUUGUGUGGCCUUGCGAAAAACAAUAGCUAAUGCUAAACUAGUUGCAGACUAAUCUCAGGGAGGUUCCUGGUUUCAUCUGUCAAGUUUUUAAUAUUGAACUAAUUUAGUAAACAAACUUUUAUGCUAUGACAAUGAUUAAUACAAUCUAGCAUGUUUAAUAUGAUUGUUUAAAUAAUGUAUGUUGUGUUUCAUAAGUAAUACAUGUACUGAUCACUCAAA
Messenger RNA from Ictalurus furcatus (blue catfish), 2193 nucleotides. Its product is annotated as long-chain fatty acid transport protein 2. Gene Ontology annotation, molecular function: long-chain fatty acid-CoA ligase activity; long-chain fatty acid transmembrane transporter activity. The transcript has 10 exons. The record is from RefSeq and is a predicted model, not a curated record. NCBI's taxonomy places the organism in Eukaryota, Metazoa, Chordata, Actinopteri, Siluriformes, Ictaluridae. Bases 54 to 1922 code for a protein of 622 amino acids.